AUGUCUAACGAAAACAUCAGUGAAACUCCAACAACAGUAGGAACAGCAGAACAACAAGACAAUGACCUUUUUGCUCAUGGUGAUGGCUUAUAUUGGACAUGUGAAUAUGAAAAGGCUAAAGAAUAUUUUCAAAUAGCUUUAAAUCAACCAUCAAUAAGUCUUCUUGAUGAAGUUCGAUGCUACAGUUCACUUGGUGCAGUCAACACUAAAUUACAAAAUUAUAAAGAAGCAUUAAGUAACUACAAUAGACAGCUUGAUAUAUUGUUACAACUGAAAAUAUCAAACAUCAAUGAAGCUGAUAUUGCCAAAUGUUGCAUGUCAAUCGGUAUGGUCUAUUGGCUGAUGCACGACUAUGCUCAAGCUAUUUACUCCAACAACCAAGCACUCGCCGCUCUUUCCACUGAUAACCAAGCUUUUGAUCUCACUUCAAACAUUUAUAAGAAUCUAGCUAAUCUACACACAAAACUAAAUGAGUUCGACUUGGCACUAACGUACUUUGGGAAAGCACUUGAAAUUGAUCGCCAACAUCUAAGAGAAGAUCAUCUAAAAUUUGGACAAACCUAUGCAAAUAUCGGAACGCUGUACUAUUCUAAACAAGAUUUUAAACAAGCAUUGAAUUAUUUUUUAAAAGCGCGUGAAACUUGGCUAAAAUCUCUGCCAAUGAGUCAUAUGUAUAUGGAAUCUAUGGAAAAGACAAUUCGCACUGUUCAAUCGAAACUAGUGAUUCCUAAUAUUCCAAGCAAUUCUCGAUGGGCAUCGAAUGGGGUGACUGUUGCUGGAGGGCAUGAACGAGGCAAUGCUACAACUCAACUCUGCAAUCCUUAUGGUCUUUUCAUUUAUGAUGAUCAAACGAUGAUCAUCGUCGAUUCCGGCAAUCAUCGUAUCAUCGAAUGGAAGAUGGAUGAGAAGAAUGGGUAUAUAGUAGCUGGUGACAAUAGUCCUGGGAAUCGAUUGGAUCAAUUGAAUUGGCCAACUGAUGUGAUAAUCGAAAAAGAGACAGACAGUCUUAUUAUUUGUGAUCGAGGGAAUCAACGAGUCGUACGGUGGCCUUGUCAUAAAGCCACAGCUCAAGGAGAAAUCAUUGUCAGUGACAUCAAUUGUUUCGGAUUGACUAUGGAUGAUCAGAAAUAUCUAUACGUCUCUGACACUGACAAUCAUGAAGUCAGACGAUAUAAAAUAGGAGACAAGAAUGGAACCAUCAUAGCUGGUGGUCAUGGUAAAGGUGAUGGCCUCAAUCAACUCAACUAUCCGACCUACAUCUUCGUCGACCGACAACAGACUCUCUACGUGUCUGACCAUGAUAAUCAUCGUGUGAUGAAAUGGAAUAAAGAUGGAAAUGAAGGAAUCGUCGUUGCUGGAGGCCGAGGUAAAGGAGAGACUCUGACACAAUUGUCGUUUCCUAACGGAUUGUUUGUCGAUACGUUGGGUACCAUCUAUGUGGCAGACUCGUGGAAUCAUCGAGUGAUGCGUUGGUCUGAUGAAGCGAAACAGGGCACUGUCAUUGUGGGUGGAAACAGCUGGGGAGGAGAAACAAAUCAGUUGCAUUUUCCCACUAGUUUGUCCUUCGAUCGACAUGGUAAUCUCUAUAUCGUCGAUCAGUUAAAUUAUCGAGUUCAACGUUUUUCAAUUGAAUAA
Rotaria sp. Silwood2 is the source of this 1635-nucleotide messenger RNA. The record is from the annotation of a GenBank genome assembly. NCBI's taxonomy places the organism in Eukaryota, Metazoa, Rotifera, Eurotatoria, Philodinida, Philodinidae.